Chanos chanos (milkfish) is the source of this 1066-nucleotide messenger RNA. It is a transcript of the gene tspan9a, whose product is annotated as tetraspanin 9a. NCBI's taxonomy places the organism in Eukaryota, Metazoa, Chordata, Actinopteri, Gonorynchiformes, Chanidae. Gene Ontology annotation, cellular component: plasma membrane. The record is from RefSeq and is a predicted model, not a curated record. The coding region runs from base 1 to 1017 and encodes 338 amino acids. The transcript has 7 exons.
AUGGAGAAGUCAAGUAGUGAGGAGUCUGCCAUUCACCGUAGCCCUUCCGUGGACAGUCGCGACUCAGACUUUGCCCGCGCGUCCACCUCUGGCCGCCCUUUCGGCGGACGCGGUUUCACCGCCGGUGCUUUCUACGGCUCCACGGGCCCUCGCGCGCAGGCUCAGAGCGGGGGAGCCGGGGAAGGCGCUUCCGGGGACAAGAGCAGCAACAAGUACAGUGCUCCCAAAGGCAGCAAAUACGUGGUCUUUUACCUGGAUCUAUCCUUUGUGUUCCUUCUAGAGUUCAAGAAGUGCAACAUGGCUCGGGGCUGCCUGUGCUGUCUGAAAUACAUGAUGUUCCUUUUUAACCUCAUCUUCUGGUUGUGUGGCUGUGGACUGCUGGGUGUAGGGAUCUGGCUGUCUGUAUCCCAAGGUAGUUUUGCCACUUUCUCACCUUCUUUCCCAUCACUCUCUGCUGCCAACCUGGUCAUCGCCAUAGGCGCCAUCGUCAUGGUUACAGGCUUCCUCGGUUGCCUGGGCGCCAUCAAGGAAAACAAGUGCCUGCUCCUGAGUUUCUUCAUCGUUUUGCUGAUUAUCCUGCUGACGGAGCUCAUACUCCUCAUCCUGUUUUUCGUGUACUCCGAUAAGGUCAGUGAGAAUGCCAAGCAGGAUCUGAAGGAUGGCCUGGCCCUCUACAACACAGACAACAACAUUGGCUUGAGGAACGCUUGGAACAUCAUCCAGGCUGAGUGGAAAUGCUGUGGUGUGACAGGGUACACUGACUGGCAUGAGGCUCUUAAAGAGAAAAUGGUGCCUGACCGCUGUUGCCAGGAACACUAUCAGGACUGCGGACGCAACUCCACUAAUAUGUUCUGGACUCGGGGAUGUUACGAAAAAGUGGAAGAAUGGCUGGAGGACAAUAAACACAUGCUAGGGACUAUUGGCAUGUGCAUCUUGGUAGUGCAGCUUCUCGGCAUGGCGUUCUCCAUGACGCUGUUCCAUCAGAUCCACAGAACAGGGAAGAAGUACGACGCCUAGCCCGGCCACGACGGAGAGGGUGACGCCCUGCUACGUUUUGGAACAGACU